GGUUAAUUUAGAAACUGUUUUACCUAUCAUCAAUUAGUUAAAUAUUUACGAGUUUAAAAAUUAACAUAAGUUGACGGUAUACUCAUCACAAACAUUACCAGUAGCAUGCUCAGGUGAACCUCUCCACCAUGAUCAUCAGUAUUGGCUACGUGUUGCUUCUUCUCUUCCGAUCAUGGUCAGAAAAACGUAGAAGGAACAUGUUUGCUCUGGCAAUUAAAAAGGGACUUGGAAGCAAGGGCAAUGUGUUCAUACAAAGACUGGGUACCGGCCAGGCUGAGUCCAGGGCUCAAGAUGUUGUCAGGUCUUCCCUCGUCCGCAGCACGGGACCUCUCACAGAAACCACACUGAUGGAGGGGGCUCGUAACCUCGUCAUCAGUUCGCUUCACCCUAUGCUAAUUAUCAAUCUACAUGAGUGGACCGAGUAUUUGCAUGCCCGGGAUGCAGAGCCGGCAGAUGAAGAUUGCAUAACUGUUCUCAUAGAGGCGUCCAGACCAGGCGAUGCGGGAAAAUUCCUGCAGCAUGAACUGUCUGUUGCCUCAAGCUACAAAGUUCACCUACUCACCCUAGGUACUAUGCAAGCCUGGCACUCGGGCGUGCCAUUCGGCAUGGUGAUGAGGUGCAGCCUCGACUCCCUGGUUACCAUGGCGAUGGCCAUGAAUGACGACACGCUCACAAUGGACGAGGACCUGGAGGUGCACUCGGUCAUGACAAUAGCAACAGAAGGGAAACCUAGCAAUCUGUUCUCCCCAGAAAUCACUGUCACAGAUGUACCAGCCCCUGAUGAACGCGAGAAAAAGACGACAGAGGUACUGCCUGACCAACGACCCAUGAAAGACAAGGUCCUCGCUUCGUUCAUUACAAAACACAAUGACCAAAUCUCUGAAACGUGGUCGAACGAAUCUCUAGCGUCAGCAUCGAGCGUAGGUCGAAUGGACAUGCUCGAUAUGUCAGAACGAGGCUCAGUGGAUGGUGAGUAUGCAGCGUCAUUCGCAGAGAGUGGGGCGGGCGAAAGAUUGUCUGAACUUGAUCCGACAGAGAAUGUCCAAGCAUUCAGUAUAGAAGAUAACUUGAAGUUUAGCUCUGUACCGAAACCUCCAAACGUUUUGGUGUAUACUGGCAAAAUAGAUUCGGUACGGAAAUUUGAAAAAGCGAGGGCUGUUUUACAGCAGUGCUUGUGUCCUGAGCGAUACGUCAUUUACCAUCUUAAACACGAGGACAUCGAAACUGUUCCUUGGAUAGAAAACACCGCCUUGCUAGUUCUGGCAACGAAGAAAAAAUACACCGACUCCGGUUCGGUUUUCAUGGACUUCUUUAGGAGCGGAGGUCGCAUAAUAAGUUUCGGUUGUGGCUUUGAUGCAGACAUUGUGGGACAGACGUUGAUUCAUCCUGAAAGCUGGAUAACGCAGCUGACAUACAGUAUCUGGUCAGACGUGUCCCUGAUAUCGGGGAGCUACACGUAUAAUGUCGAUGAUGUGAAGGUAGAUGGAUGCACCGUGAUGCCGCUGGGAUACGAUAAAGAACAACGGGUUUCCAUCGUUAAAGUCACAGUAGAGAGGAAAGACGUAGUUGGAUGUGCUAUUUUGUCACAGGUGCUAUUAGACAAAGGAGCGGGCGAUUUAGGGGUCACACCCGAAAUCUUCAACACACUCAAGAAAUCUAACCCCGAGCGGUUUGAGAUUAUAAUGGACCUGCUUACCUCCCUUGGUAUGGAGUGCACCACUCAAGAACAUCCAGUGCUCACACCUGCAAAGCUCCUUGCAAAGUCUCCAGAAAUCAAAUCUAGCUUCAUGGAAUCCAUCAAAGACAGACUGUCAUCUGGUAUACUCAAGUUUGGUGGUCAAAGUCUGCAUUUUACAGAUGAAGAAAGAAUACCAGUCCAGGAAAAUUUACUUCCUGUGCAGACAGCAAGUGAGAAACCAGACACAUUUAACAUUGACUGUUACCUUGACAACCUGAGCACUCAGUCCUUAGGCAACAUGGUAUUUUUUGUGGAAGUUGUGCCAACUACCAUGACAAUAUUAGACGGGCUGUUGUUUUCGGUACCAGACAAUGUGGGGUUGCUGGCCAUAGCAAGACAGCAGACAAGUGGAAAAGGUAGGGGAGGUAACUCUUGGCUGAGCCCGGUGGGCUGUGCGAUGUUCUCCCUUCAUGUGCGUGUGCCCCUGGAGUCGCCACUGGGUCGGGCGGUGUCCUUUCUGCAGCACAUCACGGCCCUGGCAGUCGUGAACAGCGUAUGUGGUCUCCCGGGAUACCAGGAUUUUGACUUGCGCCUCAAGUGGCCCAAUGACAUCUACUAUGGGGCACAGAUGAAGCUGGGAGGCAUCAUUGUCAAGUCUACAAUCAUGGAUGGGUUAAUACAUGCUACCAUUGGUUGUGGUUUCAAUGUUGACAACAGUAACCCUACCAUCUGCAUCAAUGACCUGGUGGAUCUUACCAAUCAGGCGCAGGGUCGCGACCUCCCAAGACUCACCACGGAGCAGCUGAUUGGACGAACUGUGAGCCAGAUUGAGGCUCUGAUUGACAGGUUCCAGAGGGAGGGAAUGGAUAGCUUUAGACAGCAGUAUUAUGCAAGGUGGCUGCAUAGUAACAGUGUGGUGCGUCUGCAGACAGACGGAGACCAGGAAGUGACGGUGCGAGGGCUGGACGAGUAUGGCUAUCUCCUGGUGGAGACCUCCUCAGGGGAGACAAUCAGUGUCCAGCCAGACGGAAACUCCUUUGAUAUGAUGAAGAAUUUGAUAACGUUGAAACAUCGAUAAAUAUUAUUGUGAAUUUGAUCGUUUGUUUGUUAGAUGUGCUUGUAGAACACUGAUACAUUUCUAAAUGGUCUUUGUUUGUAUGUUUUUUUGAUCACCUUGAUAACACCAAUACAAUACAGAGGUGUGGGGCAAAGAAGUUGGUUGUUUAUUAUAGUUGUUGUUCUGAUUGUCAGAAUUGUUUAUGAACAGUGUUGUGGAUUUUAAUUUAUGUGCAUUUUAUCCUCUAACCUUUACAAUGUUUAUUAUGAGAUUAUGAUACAGUAAAUUUGACUUGUGAAAUUUGUCAACCAAUCUUUUGAUAAUCUUUGUUGUGUAUUUAUGAAUUAUCCACCAUUUCUUCUAUUUAGUUGCUAUUGUCUCUAUUUAGUUGCUAUAUACAUAUUGUUUUUGCUCUGUUUGUUGGUUUGUUUGUUGGUUUGCUUGCGUCAAACUUUAACAUUUGCCAUAACUUUUGCAAUAUUGAAGAUAGCAACUCCAUACACUUCAACACUGUUAUUUCGAACACUGAUAAUCCGAAGUCACCGUUAUUUCGAAGUAUUUUUCUGGUCCCGAUCUUGACUCUUGUUUGUUUAAUGUAAAAUUUCAUUGUUAAUUCGAACUUAUUUAAACCGAAGAAAUCGUUAAUUCGAAGUGAUUCUGUCGGUCCCAACACUAUAAUUCGCACCUAAUUAUCAAUCUUUAAUCCGAAGUCAAAACUGCAAAAUACUGAGCGUAAUUUCACACCCUUGUCGUGGCGCGUCAAAAGCCGAUAAUUACACCUUUGUCGUCUGCGCGAACGCCGUUGUUCAGAGAGACAUCGCGUAUAAUUAAAAAAAGGGUAAUUCAUUUCUGAAAAUGUAUGCAUAUGUAUGUAUGUCUGAUAAUUUGUGCUAUUCUUUUUAUUUUAUAUGAUCUGGAAUUAGAGAAAAAUAAAAACAAGAAAAAGAAUCGUUUUAUUCCCCCGUUUGUUACGAGUAGAAAUAUAUUGCUAGCUGUCUAGUUUACGUUUUUAAGUAAUCGUGUAACGGAACCAUGCGAAUUCCACAACGUUUUAUUUUUAAGGAAUCAAAGAAGUCUUCUGUCAAAUGUUUAUUUCGAAUUAUCGUUAAUCCGAAGUUUUUUAACAGUCCCGACGACUUCGAAAUAACGGUGUUAAAGUGUAUUUGGCAUGCAUGUUAAUCUUAUGGAGCUGCACAUUUUGAGUGGUAAAAGGUCAUGGUCAUCCUUCAAGGUCAAAGGUCAAAUAUAUGGGAGGGACAUAGUGUUUCACAAACACAUCUUGUUUUAGAUUACAAAAGUAUAUGUGUAUUUCUCUAAUGUUUUUUGCUUUUGCAAUAUUUGGUGCAUUUUUGAAUUCCAUUGAGAGAACUGUUUUUUUUAAGAUCUUUAUUAUCUUACAUAUCACUUCAUCGUCAAGUUUUCUAUUCGUUAUGUUUAAAUUUUUUAUAUUUUGUCUACUUUACUAGUUUUUUGUUUGGUGAAGCUAUAAACAAGAUUGGAACAUAAUCAACAACAUUUAUUGCUGUUAGACAGAGGUGUAAAGUUGAUCUUUUUUAUUGUUUUUGCCUAAUUCGUAUGGUUGGAAUGAUGAUGUUUUGUGUUGUUGUGUACUCAUUUGCUUUUUGAACUGAGAGGCUAUUAUAUACGAUGUGUCAUUGUUGUAAUGGCCCUGUAUUCCAUUAUUGUUAGUUGUUUAUGCUUAGUUUUACUUGAGCAGUUAAUAAUAUUAUGAGCCAAUAGGUAAUUGUUUACAGUUUACAUUCAGUUACGUUCACUCAGUAAGGCUUUCUGUAAAUUAUUGAUGUUUGUUAAUCUUAAAAUAAUAAUGUCAUACUUGUUUCACCGAAAACCUCAAUACAUGACUGUGGGUUUUAUGCCCCGGGUAGGGUGGCAUAUGGCAGUUGAACUGUCCGUCAGUCAGUAUGUCAGCCUGUCCAUCCGUCCGAAAAACUUUAACAUUGGUCAUAACUUUUUCAAUAUUCAAGAUAGCAACUUGAUAUUUGGCAUGCAUGUGCAUCUCAUGAAGCUGCACAUUUUGAGUGGUGGAAGUUCAGGUUCAAGGUCCCAUCACAAUCAAAGGUCAAAAAAAAAUUCAAAGAGGCAUUCUCAUGAAGCUGCACAUUUUGAGUGGUGGAAGUUCAGGGUCAAGGUCAUCCUUCAAGGUCAAAGGUCAAACAAAAUAAAAAAAUUCAAAGCGGCGCAAUAGGGGGCAUUGUGUUUCUGACGAACACAUCUCUUGUUGAAUAUGAUUUUUUACAGUAAACUGUAAUACUUAUUUUAUUCCUUCUGCCAUUUAACAAUUUAAUCAAUAUAUUAAUAUUAUUAAAAUGUUCAAUUGUAAUUUUUCCUUUGUUCUGUGCACACAUGUGUAUUAUUCAGUAGUCGAUCUUUAAAGUUAUCAACACUUACUAAGUAGAUCUUUAAAGUUAUCAACACUUACUAAGUAGAUCUUGAAAGUUAUCAACACUUACUAAAUGCAUUGCGGGUAAAUAAUGAUUUAAUUUGUAACCAUGUGCUGUUUUAUUAUUUUUACCAGGAGGAAAAUACUGGUUAUUAGAUUGACAAAUGUUGGCGGGCGGGGGGGAACAAGCUUGUUCGGGCCAUUACUAUGUCGUUCAUUGUGAGAUUUUAAAAUCAUUUGGCACAUAUGUUCAAAAUCAUUGGAUGGUGUGUCACGCGUAAGAAUUAUGUCGAUAUCUCAAAGGUCAAGGUCACACUUUGAGUUCAAAGGUAAAAAAUGGCCAUAAAUGAAUCGGUGCGGGCCAUAACUAUGUUGUUCAUUGUGAGAAUUUAAAACCAUUUUUGCACAUUUUUUCACAAUCAUUGGACAGCAUGUCGCGGGAAAGAAUUACAUUGAUAUAUCCAAGGUCAUGGUUGCCACGACUAAAGAUAGAUUGUUCAUAGUUAUUUUGAAACAAGGGGGAUAACUGUGAACAAUCAGUAACAAUGCACAUUUUGAGUUAUCUCCCUUUAUCAGACUUUUUUUAAAUUGAAAUCAAGGUCGCCACAAGUAAAAAUAGAUUGAAUUUGAUACAAGGGGGGUAACAAUGCACAUUUAGAAUUGUCUCCCUUUAUCAGACUUUUUUUUUCAAAUUGAAAACCUGGUUUUUGUGACAAUUUUGUCCCUUGUUAAUUAAAUACUUCUAAUAGCAAAACUACAUGCAUUAUCAUCUGGUUCUUUUAUGUAAAAAAAGGUCACUGAUGUAAUUCUAGUAAUGUUAAGUCUUUAAUAUGGGUUGUAUAUACAUUGACAGAUAGAUCAUAGAAACAUUCAUCAUUUUGCUAUGAAAGAUUCUCAUAUGCGACACUUGACACAAUGAUGCCAGUAAAAAAGGCAGCUUUAAAUGGGAAUGUGUAAAUAACCUUGGUUUGUACUGUGUGCACGUGUGUUUGUGUGUGUGCAUGCGUUUUACUAGAUGUUUUUACUUUUAUUAGAGCUCUUUACAAUGUCACAUAUUAAGUACCACAUGACAUUCUACUUCACCACUCAUAUUAACCUUUUUGUUGUGCGUUUUAUAAAAAAUUCACAUGGUGGGUGUGUAACUGUACACUGUACGUCGUUCAGUCACUGUGGUUGGUGCCCAAUGCAAUAUGUUUUCAUAAACCAGUGCCAUAGCUAGGCCUAAAGAUAAGGUUCAGCACUCUUUGACCCCAAGGUCCCACCCUGCCCCUUCGGACCCCCACCAUCCCCUUUUUAGUGAUCUGAUCAGAUUAUAAUUUUAAAAAAUACUAAAUUUUAACAGAGAAAAAAGUAAUUAUAAGGAAAUAACUGUACUUUCACUGAAAUUUUAUGUAAUUUCAAAUAUGUAUAUACUUGGUACAUUCUAUAUUGAAAGUAUGCCAUAGGGAUAUAAUGACUGAUUGGGAUAAGAUGCCCCUUUUUACCAAAAAUAGAGUACCCUGCCCUUUUCUUAUCCAAGCUGGAGCACUGUAAACUAUACGCAAAACACUUGAGAACAAUGUUUGCAAUCAUAUAAGCAUGGAAAUGAACUAUGUUUGUAAUACUGGACAUGUGUAUUCAGAUGUGUGUUUUUAUGGUGUGCAUGUUAACGUAUCUCUGUUAUUUAUUAUGAUAUAUGAUAUAUAUUUCCUAUUUUGUUUACCAGUGUUUAUUGGUUUAGGUAUAUUCUCUUUGUACUGGUUCUUAUACACAAGAUUUUCAUAUACCACAAGGUAUAAGCUUUUGAAUAUUUACACCAAGCUUUAAGCGUUGUUUUCAUUAUGAAUAGAGAAGCGCUUAUUUAAAUUGCAUGCUAAUGGGAAAAUUAUUUGAAGAAAAAUUCGCUCGUUCAAUAGUCAUCCCCUUGCAAUAUAAUAUUAUUAUAUAUAACUACUGUACAUUAUAGUUAGUGUUGUUAUACCAGGUAUUAAAUACUAAUUACGCAACUUAUUGGUCUUAUUUGUAACCGACCAUCGAUGUCAAACUUUGUAUUGUGCCCUGUAAGAUUUUUGUAAAAUAAAAUUUUAUAAAAAGC
Messenger RNA from Dreissena polymorpha, 7210 nucleotides. Its product is annotated as biotin--protein ligase-like. Gene Ontology annotation, molecular function: biotin--[biotin carboxyl-carrier protein] ligase activity. The transcript has 13 exons. Gene Ontology annotation, biological process: protein modification process. NCBI's taxonomy places the organism in Eukaryota, Metazoa, Mollusca, Bivalvia, Myida, Dreissenidae. Gene Ontology annotation, cellular component: cytoplasm. The coding region runs from base 129 to 2756 and encodes 875 amino acids. The record is from RefSeq and is a predicted model, not a curated record.